AUGGUUUUGUAUGAGUCUUAUAUAGCCUUAAGUAAACACAUAAAAAAAGACGACGUUAAAAAUUUAAUGAAAAAUUUUCAUUUUAUAGUAAAUAAAUAUAAUGGCAAUAUAAUAAGUAUCAAUGAUUUAGGUUGGAGGAAAUUUGCCUUUUGCAUAAAAAAACCGAAUGUAGGUACAUUUCACUUUGGUAGAUUUUACUGUAUUACGUUUUAUUCAAAUAGCAAAAGUAUAAAAGAUUUGAAUGAAUUUUUUUAUAGUAAUACUUUUAUUUUAAGAUUUUUAAAUGUUAAAAUGAAAUAUCGAUCAAAUUUUUUGGUAGCACCUUUCUCAUACAUAAUAGAAUAG
This is a messenger RNA of Plasmodium malariae, 345 nucleotides long. RefSeq names its product mitochondrial ribosomal protein S6-2 precursor, putative. Gene Ontology annotation, cellular component: ribosome. NCBI's taxonomy places the organism in Eukaryota, Apicomplexa, Aconoidasida, Haemosporida, Plasmodiidae. Gene Ontology annotation, molecular function: structural constituent of ribosome; rRNA binding. The record is from RefSeq and is a predicted model, not a curated record. The transcript has a single exon. Gene Ontology annotation, biological process: translation. The coding region runs from base 1 to 345 and encodes 114 amino acids.